AUGGUUGAGGCAAGGGACUUUGUAGUAUUUACUGACCAUAAACCUCUGUGCUACGCAUUUCACUCCCGUAAGGAGAACUGCUCGCCCAGACAAUUCAGGCAUCUAGAUUUUAUAUCCCAAUUUACCACUGACAUUAAGCACAUAUCUGGUAAGGACAAUAUUGUCGCAGAUACCUUAUCCAGGAUAGAGGAAAUUGCUAUACCAGUAGACUUAGAACAGUUAGCAAAGCAUCAAGACUCCGACACGGAGUUAAGCAGACUACUGGUACGUAACACAUCAUUGUGCUUGAAAAAGGUCAGAGUUCCGGGAACACUGGAUACUGAACUGUUCUGUGACGUGAGUACCAACACCCCCCGACCAUACGUCCCACAGGAACUUCGUCAUCGAGUCUUCGAGAGUCUGCAUUCCUUUAGCCACCCAGGUACUAAAGCAACUGCCAAACUUGUUGCUGAACGAUAUGUUUGGCCGGGUAUUAGGAAGGACUGCAGAACAUGGACACAGGCAUGCCUAGCUUGUCAAAGGUCCAAAGUCUCUCGGCAUACCUUAUCACCGGUCGGCACAUAUAAAUUACCACGAGCGAGGUUCGCGCACAUCCAUAUAGAUUUGGUAGGUCCAUUGCCUAUGUCUCAUGGAUAUAGGUAUUGUCUCACAGCUGUUGAUAGAUUCACACGUUGGUCAGAGGCUAUACCAAUACGUGAUAUCACCGCUGAGACUGUGGUCAAUGCCUUACUAUAUGGAUGGAUAGCUCGUUUUGGAUGUCCCGUGGAUAUCGUCACCGAUCGGGGGGCACAAUUCGAAUCAGCUUUGUUUAAACGUCUAUCGGAGUUAAUCGGUUUCAAACACAAGCAUACAACAGCCUACCACCCAGCCUGUAACGGUAUGGUGGAAAGAUUCCACAGACAGUUGAAGGCCGCAAUUACAUGUCACGGCACUGAUAACUGGGUUGAAUCUCUCCCACUAGUACUUCUUGGUAUACGGAGUGCUUAUAAGGAAGACAUUAAAGCUUCUCCAGCCGAGCUUGUUUACGGGGAGACCCUUAGAUUACCUGGAGAGUUUUUAGAGUCCCAAGGAAGCGAAUUUAAUGACGUGACCGACUACCUGUCACGAAUUCGUAUGUUUGCUAGGCAAUUACAGCCAUUACCAGCAUCACGACACGGGAAUCGAACAGUGUUCGUUUCUAAAGAUCUUGCCACAGCAUCCCACAUCUUACUUAGGGAAGAAAUAAACCGCGGGUCCCUAAAACCUGCAUAUACAGGCCCCUACGAGGUACUUCAAAGGAACGAUAAAGUGUUAACUAUUCUUAUGAACGGUAAAAAAGUCACAGUAUCAGUAGACCGUAUUAAACCAGCCUACAUAUUGCAUGACUCACACACCAGAAAUACACAUUUAAAUUCAGACACAAACCAACAUACAUCAUACACGCCGCUACUACAUAACUCAUCCCAGACUCCCAGUCAACCUGAUCCUGAGGAACUUAAUGUUAGAAGGACUCGGUCAGGGCGCAAAGUGCACUUUCCUGACUAUUAUCGCCCGUAG
Messenger RNA from Arctia plantaginis, 1536 nucleotides. NCBI's taxonomy places the organism in Eukaryota, Metazoa, Arthropoda, Insecta, Lepidoptera, Erebidae. The record is from the annotation of a GenBank genome assembly.